AUGCUCCUCCACUAUCUGUUGCUUUUAAUAAUCACCAUCGUUUUAAUAUGUGUGGUUAUAAAAAUUCAAUUAAAUAAAAAACCAUUCCAACUGAGAAAACUGCCGUAUAUUGCAUUCAGAAAUGUAAUAAAUUCAAUGGAUAUUAAUAAAGUAAUUGAUUUAUCCAUGAAAUCUACUCGUUUCCGACGGAGUUUGAAACAAGUAAAUCGAAAAAUUUUCAACCUGAUCAUUGAACGCUAUAAAAAGUAUUCUUCCAAAUUGGGAGAAGAUUCCUGGUAUCGAAGAAUAAUUGUGAUGGAAACAGAGAGAGAUAUGCAAUUUGUGUAUCACUUUAUGAUGAAUAAGGCACGAAUAGAAGGAUACGGCUUGGCAACUCAUGAUGGCGUCAAUGAUCAUAUAGGCUUCUUUUGCACAGAAUAUAAGGAAGUGAACAAGUCGCCAUGUAUGUCUUAUGGAACUUCACAAGAGUUAAUCAAACUUUUGGAUACCUUAAACGGAUCUUUUUUAAUCGAUCAUGUUGAAUUGACAAUAGACCGUCAUGAAAUCUUCGGGGAAUUUAAAUCCGCGUUGAGCCAUCCUUUAUUUUGAAAAUGCCAUUUUGUUAAACUUCUUGGAGACGAUUCGUAUAUUUCAACAGAGGAUAUGGAAGGAGAUGUUGAAUUGACAAUAGACCGUCAUGAAAUCUUCGGGGAAUUUAAAUCCGCGUUGAGCCAUCCUUUAUUUUGAAAAUGCCAUUUUGUUAAACUUCUUGGAGACGAUUCGUAUAUUUCAACAGAGGAUAUGGAGUUCAUAUUAAAGAAUUUUGAUUUGAAAUAUGGAUUUUCAAAUAGUUGUUUACACCGAGCCGGUUUCAACAAAAAACUGUGGGUCAACAUUCCACGAUUGGAUUUCCAAAAAUGUUUUCCGAACUCAACAUUAACAUUAGACGAAUUGAAAAAGAUGAAUUACGAAAAGAUUCGAUUCGAUUAUCUUGGUGGAUUCUCGGGAAUGCAACUAAACGAGUACAUCCGAUACUGGUUAGACGGGAAUAUGUCAAAACUACGAAGAUUUCAAAUAAAUUUCUGGAAUGAUCAGUGGGCUUAUGACUUAUGGAAUCGUUUACCGCACUCUUCCGAGUGGAAUCCAAAACGCCGAUCAAGAUAUUUCUAGUG
Molecule: messenger RNA, 1151 nt
Organism: Caenorhabditis elegans
Lineage: Eukaryota; Metazoa; Nematoda; Chromadorea; Rhabditida; Rhabditidae
Source: the annotation of a RefSeq genome assembly